UAAAACCCAGCAGCCGCCAUGUUGUGUGCCCGCGGCCCCGGAGGGACGUCCGGUUGUAAAUAGUAAAUGACGGUACCGCCCGCCGCGCCGCUCACACGAACCGGACCGCAGCUGGAAGCUAUGAGCCGUCCGUCCUCCGCCGGAGCCGGAGGUGGAGGACUCGGGGGCGGCAAAGCGGGCGGAGGAAAGCACGGCGGGCCGGGAGGAGCCACCUCUGCCGCCGCCGCAGCAGCGGCAGCGGCCGCCGGUGUCGGCACCGYAGCCGGGUCCGUCUCCGCCGCCGCCGCCUGCCUGCCCCUGCCCGGGCAGCCCGCCGAGCUGACGGCCCUGUUCGAGUGCCCGGUGUGCUUCGACUACGUGCUGCCGCCCAUCCUGCAGUGCCAGGCGGGUCACCUGGUGUGCAACCCGUGCCGCCAGAAGCUGAGCUGCUGCCCGACCUGCCGCGGCCCGCUCAGCCCCAGCAUCCGGAACCUGGCCAUGGAGAAGGUGGCCUCCGCGCUGCCCUUCCCCUGCAAGUACUCGUCGGCGGGCUGCCUGCUGUCGCUGCACCACACGGAGAAGCCGGACCACGAGGAGGUGUGUGAGUUCAGACCCUACACCUGCCCCUGCCCCGGCGCCUCCUGCAAGUGGCAGGGCUCGCUGGACGCCGUCAUGCCCCACCUGAUGCACGCCCACAAGUCCAUCACCACGCUGCAGGGCGAGGACAUCGUGUUCCUGGCCACGGACAUCAACCUGCCCGGCGCCGUGGACUGGGUCAUGAUGCAGUCCUGCUUCAGCCACCACUUCAUGCUGGUCCUGGAGAAGCAGGAGAAGUACGAGGGCCACCAGCAGUUCUUCGCCGUCGUCCUCCUCAUCGGCACCAGGAAGCAGGCCGAGAACUUCGCCUACCGGCUGGAGCUGAACGGCAGCCGGCGCCGCCUCACCUGGGAGGCCACGCCCCGCUCCAUCCACGACGGCGUGGCGGCGGCCAUCGUCAACAGCGACUGCCUGGUGUUCGACACGUCCAUCGCUCACCUGUUCGCCGACAACGGCAACCUGGGCAUCAACGUCACCAUCUCCAUGUGCUGAGGACCUGGACCYGGUCUGCCCAGACCCGGGUCAGCGGGCCGGCCCAGACCCGGGACAGGUCUGAGGAGGCUGUGGCUCUGGAGAAGCCUUUUCUCAGUGACUUCCUGUGAGCUCAGCUGCAGCCGUUUCACCAGCAGAGUCCUCGUUAAAACCAGAACCUGAAGUUCUGGACCCGGACCUUGGAGUCCAGGUCCUGUCUCUGUACCGGGUCGGUCCAGCAGGCAGGAAGAAGUAAAGAACUGCUUUCAAAGAUGAGCAGGAAGUUGUUGUUUUGUAGAAUCAGAAGGUUAAACAGUUAAUGAGCAGGAGGCCCGGCUGCUCUCUGAGCGGAGAUCAGGUCUGAAAUAUUKGGAUUAAAAAAGGGCUGAAGAAGAAGAAUCGAACUGAUCCUCAUUUUAUUUCUUUGUUUACAGGUAAAAGUUCACUUUAUUUAAAAUCUYUUGUUCCAGAACUUUUAUAAGUUUUUAACUCUUUGAGGAACUAAAUCUUCCAGAAGCUUUACUGCAGAGUGGAAAAACAGAGAAUUCAGAUUAGAAAUAAGAGUUUAGCUUCGGUCGUUUCUUUAUUUUUCUAUCAAGAAGAGUAAAAGUUCCUCAAAYAUCCAGCAGGGGGCACCUUCAGUUAAGUCAGGUAAAGUGGAGCGUCUCGUCUGACAGGAGGGUUGUCGGUUCAGAUCCUGACUCACCUGUUUAAACCCACAGACACCUGGGACUGGACUCACAGUUUAUACAAAAAAAAACAUUUAAAAUAUUUACAUCUAUAAGUUUUUUUUGUCUGAGUUUAAAACAAACUGUUUCAUCCUGAAGUUUAAUUUAUUUAAAGGCUAGGUGUUAGCRUGUUAGCACCAGAACGCUAACGCCUGAUUAAUUUUACUUCUCUUUACGUUAAAAAAACUCAUCAUUAUAAAGUGUUUUAUUAUUUUCUCCAUGAACAGAAGUAUUUUAGCUCAGUUAGCCUGUUAGCCUCUCUGCUGUAACUUUUACAAACCUUUACCUCAUUUUUUAACCUUUGGCCACGUUAAGUUUUAAUGUUUGACUUUCUAACACGGUAUAAAUAAAUAAAUAAAAACGUUUUUAUUGCUCGAUCACAACUGAUUGUAACUUUUGGGAUCAUUUCUACAGAAACACGCAGCAAUAAGAAAUAUUUAUUUGCAGUUUUUACUAAAUGUUUAWAGUUUGUUGAUAAAAUAAACUGUUUUCUACGACUG
Messenger RNA from Austrofundulus limnaeus, 2275 nucleotides. RefSeq names its product seven in absentia homolog 2 (Drosophila)-like (gene siah2l). The coding region runs from base 67 to 1068 and encodes 333 amino acids. Gene Ontology annotation, molecular function: ubiquitin protein ligase activity; zinc ion binding; ubiquitin conjugating enzyme binding. Lineage: Eukaryota; Metazoa; Chordata; Actinopteri; Cyprinodontiformes; Rivulidae. Gene Ontology annotation, biological process: multicellular organism development; proteasome-mediated ubiquitin-dependent protein catabolic process. The record is from RefSeq and is a predicted model, not a curated record. Gene Ontology annotation, cellular component: cytoplasm. The transcript has 3 exons.